AUGUCAAGCUGCCAUUGCCCCAUCAACUGUUGUGCGGAUCCGGACGUUCCAGAGAAGAAAGGAGCACCCAAGUUCGCCAAACAGAUCGGUGCCUUCACGGACACUGAGGAGCCGAUUGAUGAUUCGGUCCUGGCAGUUCAGGACCAGUGGUACAGGCCGCAGGCUGAAAAGCAGCUGCCAGAACCUGACGAGAGGCUGAGACAGGAAAUCGGAAGCUUCACCGUCACUUUCGAGAGCGCAGAAGGAUACUCUGUCCUUCUUGAUCCUGAAGGAAGCCGUAAGGAACCAGAUCCAGGUCCAAGCGGUCCAAGACCUGUGGAUGCAGAUCGUUUGGCUGCUUUGAUUUCUCGGCUUCAGCGGGCCGAGCAGGAGGCCGCCCGAAGAAAUACCCGGAUUCGGAUUCCGACCUUGACAGCAGGUGGUUGCUUCUUGAUCGUAGCAAUCGCGCUGUUUAUCAUACUGCAGAUUCAUCCUGAGCCCUCAGCAGCUGUCGUCUUUGCAUAUGUCGCUGGAUUUGUCCUCGCCUCGAUGAUCGAUGCCUGGAGCCUCAGCGGUUGGGCAGCCGUAGCAAUCGCAAAUCAGGCUCUUUGCACGGCUUUGGCCAAUGUGCUCUUGCUUCUGGCAGCUGCAGCGCUGCUUGAGACUGCCACCUGGUUGGAUUCAGUCUGUACGUCGGACGGGAACUUUGCUGACUCUUGUCGGUUCGUGCACACGGUUGUGCAGACAGUUUACCUUCUGCGCUCAGCAGUUGCGGUCAGCGACGUUGCGGCUGGCCUCAUCGUCAUUUGUUUCGCGUGCUGCAUAAUGAUCGAUCAAAUAUGCUACCCCGGAAUUGAGGCCGUGAGGCUUCUGCAACGGCUGUAUGCGGCCGUGGGCUGUGUGUGGCUAGCAAUCGGUGUUUUCAGCUUUGUGGCAAAACACUCUGUCCUUCUCAGUGCUGGCUCCGUGGAUGGGUUGUAUGCGCAUGUGCUUGGAAUUGUGGUCGGCGCACUGAUGGCUCUACUGGGUGGCAUCCUUGCUCACCCGAGGUUUCGUCGAACACAGAUUUGCUUCUUGAAGUCCAGAUCGAACACUGUGGGAUCUGGGCUGCACGAGCUUCUCGGUGGACGUGAAUUGAAAGAGGUCAUUGAUGAUGGGCAGAGCAACUUCCGCGCUGUUCCAGCAGACAAGGUGUUGCUUCAACACUUCCUGCUACAUCCGGCCCAGCAUGAGCUUGGCCACCUCUAUUCCCUUUCAGAGCCUGCCCAGUUUGGCUUUGUGGAUGCAUUCAUCUCGUAUUCGUGGGCUGACCAAGCCGAUUGGCAGUGGUAUGCAAUCCAGCACUGGAGAGAUGCUUUCAAGCAGGCUCACAACAGGGAACCGUUGCUUUGGAUCGACCGAUACUGCCACCACUCCACAGAAGCAGAGGCAUCAGCGAUGAUGCCGGUCUUCAUUGCGGGGUGCCAGAACUUUGUGAGCCUGGCGGGUUCCAGGUACUUAUACUCACUACGAAGUUUGGUGGAGAUCUUCGCUUUUGGAGAACUUGGCAGGUCGCCGGAAGAGCUCUACGAGAUGCUGCUACUUCCAGACACAGAGAGCCGAGGCCAGAUGCACGAACUGAUCGAUUCUCUGGAUGUGUGGAAAGCGCAUGACUCAUGCUCAGCCUUGCUGUGUGCACGCGAAGCUGCAUCGGGACGGCACGGGCUUCUCGGAUACUACAGAUAUGUUGGUCUGUGCUGUUGGGCAAAACCGGUUUAUUUUGUCUGGGAGGGUCGCAGUGUAGACGGCCAAUCGGCACGAACGCUGAAAUGGGCCAACAACCGCAGCAAUGUGGUAGAUUCAGGAGGAACCCCGAGUCUGGCCAGGUCAAAGCCAACAGGUCCGGAGCUUCGCCUCACUUCUUUGCACUUUCAUCGCAGCGACGCAGCGGGCGGAAUGCGCCAGCGAUCACACCCCGAUCAGGAUGUCAAAAAUAUGGCACAGCAGCAGGAGACGGAACUGACCCGACCGAAACAGAUUUUAUACCAUUGA
This is a messenger RNA of Symbiodinium sp. CCMP2456, 2010 nucleotides long. Lineage: Eukaryota; Dinophyceae; Suessiales; Symbiodiniaceae. The record is from the annotation of a GenBank genome assembly.